AUGAAGAGAUCCGGUCCUCUGAUACAUCGCAGCGAAGAUCGACAAGCUCUCCAUCCUGGGACGAUCAUCGAAUGUCUCAAAUAUGCCACGACCGGUGACCUGCCUCCAAAUAGUAAAGGCGGAGCGUUCAUUCACGACCCCAAACUAUGUGGCGAGAAGGAGGUACUGGCCCAGGUGAAGCUAUCAUUCAAAGCUACCUCCGGUGCGAAAAUGGUCGCAACCCGCAGCUUGCAACUCACGGUCAAAAAGACUACGAGGCAGCAAAAGACCCUGGAAGGACAGCUACUCAUGGUAAAGAAUGGUGAACGCACAGCGAUUUCUUCGAGGGUAGCGGAGCUGGAUCAGAUCAUGCCGCAGUACCUGGGUGUCUCCAAGGCUGUCCUAGACUCAGUUAUCUUCUGUCACCAGGACGAAAGUCUGUGGCCAAUGAGUGAGCCAUCUGUGUUGAAGAAGAGAUUCGACGAGAUAUUCGAGGCCAUGAAGUACACCAAGGCCAUUGACAAUAUCAAGGCUCUUCGAAAGAAGCAAAACGAGGACCUUGGAAAAUUCAAGAUCAUGGAGCAGCAUGCAAAGGAGGACAAAGACAAGGCGGAUCGUGCCGAGAAGCGUUCCAUCAAGCUUCAAGAUGAGAUCGAGGCGCUACGCGAGGAGACACAGCAAAUGUCGAAAGAGAUGCGGCGAGUCGCAGACCUUGCUGAUAAAGCCUGGACGCAAUCAGAAAGCUAUGCCCAGGUCCUCGGUGCCCUAGAAGGCAAGCGGAUUGAAGCCAAAAGUAUCCAGACUACUAUUGACAACCUUAAGAGACACUUGGUUGAGCUUGAAGACUCUGAUGAGUGGCUCGAAUCUACCUUGGAACAGUUCGAAACAAAACAAAUCCAAUAUCAACAGCAAGAAGAAUCCCAAAAAGAAAACUAUAUGGAGUUGAAAGAAAAGAUCGAACAGGCCCGCCACCGUCUCGGUCUGAAGCAGGCAGAGAAUGGAAAAUUCGAGAACGACAAAGCCAACUUCGAGCGCCAGUCUGAAAGACGCCAGAAGAUGAUCAAUGAAAUUGGACAUGCAAACAGCAUUCGCGGGCUUGACGACAGUAUGGACCAGAAUGCUGUAGACACGUUCAUGCAAAAGAUUAGACGCCUCCUGAAAGAACAAAAUCAGUCCCUCGAUCGUGUGAAGCGUGAAGCUCAGAAGGAACUCCGCGAAGUCCAGCAGACAUUAAAUGAGAUUGGCCAAACAAAGUCUGCACUCCAAGAAAGCAAGAACGCGGCAAAGCGACAGAUCGCUGCAAAUGACAAGGAGGCAUCGGGCUACCAGGGCAAACUCAAUGGCAUCGAUGUCGAUGAAGGUGUGCAGGCAGCGCUUGAGUCAAAGGUUGAAGAUAUCAUGUCUGGUCUAGACCACGCGAAAGAGCGAGCCAAGAACGCUUCGUGGGAUAAAGAAAUCCAGGACACUAAUGUGGAAAUCCGCCGCCUUGAGGAUGAGAGCUCACGGCUAAAUUCCGAGUUGAUUGACUCGACCAAGAAGGCCGGUGAGCUGGCUCGUCUUGAUCACCUCAAAAAAGAAUUCAAAGACCGCGAGCGCAGCCUACAAACGAUGCAAGGAGCCCAUGGGGAUCGUCUCGAGAAGGUUGUUGGUUCGGGUUGGCAGCCCGAAACAUUGGAGCGAGGUUUCCAGCAGGCGCUUGAUGGUGAAACGAGGAAUGUCACUGAUGCGGAACGAGAACGCGAUAGCGUGAGUCGAGAGUUAGAGCAAGUUGAGUUCAAGCUCAAGACUGCCGCGAAGAAUCUCAAACAACGCCAAAAGGAACUCGACGAAUGCGCCAAGGAAAUCCACGAUGCAGUGGAAUCAGAGCCCGCAAACUAUCCAGAAAAGCUCAAGGAACGUCAGGAAAAUUACGAGGCUGCUCGCAAGGAUGCUGAUCAGUAUGCCGGAAUGGGAGAGUACUUCACCAUGUGUGUGAACGCUGCCGAACAAACCAAGAAGUGCCGAACAUGUGCACGAGCUUUCAAGAACGAGGCAGAGGUUCAAACCUUCACGAAAAAGCUGAACGCCCUCAUCAAGAAAGCCAGUCUUGAUUCCGAGGCUGAGGCUGACUUGAAGAGAUUCGAAGAAGAGUUCCAAGCUGCCCGUGAAGCCGGCACCUCUUAUGAUUCUUGGGUUCGGUUGUCAAAGACCGAUAUCCCAGAACUGGAGCAAGAGGAGCAAGAGUGUGAAUCACAGCGUGAUCAGCUUUUGGAAAAGCUAGAGAUCCGCGAUGGAAAAGUUACCGAGAAGAUUGAGAGCAAGCGCGAGGUCGAAGCACUGUCGAAGACGGUCAGCACCAUCGUGCGGUAUGAUACCGAGAUCAAGACAAUCAAAUCUCAAAUCGAAGAGCUUUCUGCAAAUCAACAAGAUGUGAAUGCCACUCGCACCCUGGAGGAUAUCCAAGAGGAAAUUGCUGCCAUCAACGAAAAGUCCCGGGCUUUGAAGAAGGCUGUCACCAAGGUGACGAAUGAGAAAGACAAGACCCGCGCCGAAAUCAACGAUCUUGAGCUGAAGUUCAGGGAUGCGAAGAGCAACUUGGAUAAUGCCAAAUUCCAACUAGAAAAGAAGGCCGAUUUGAUUGUUCGAAUGGAAGAAUUCAAAACCCUGAAUGCACAGCAGCGAGAGGCAAUUGAAAAGGCCGAUCACGAUAUUGAGGCUCUUACCCCAGGCUUACUCCAAGCCCAAGCCCGCUACGAUGAGAUCAGCCAGCGAACCGAUGAGCGUGAACGAGAUCUGCAGCAUGAGAUUACCCGCCUCUCUGAGAGCAUUCACCAACUCGACCUUGCCAACGAGGAUAUCAACUCGUACAACGAGCGAGGCGGCCCGGAUCAGCUUGAACGAAGCAAGUCUGAGCUGCAACAUAUUGAAGAAGAAAUCGAGACACUCGAGUCCGAACAAGGCGAGAUCACAAGAGAUAUCAACAAAAUCUCGGCCCAGCUGAAGGACAGCGAGAACACGAAGAGGCAGUACUCCGACAAUCUGACGUAUCGUCAAGCUACUCGAUCCCUCCACACAGUUGAGGAAGAAGUUGAGCAACUCGAAGCACAAAACGCCGAAGUUGACCGUGGCCGAUUCAAGCAAGAGUCAGAACGCUGGACCCGCGAACACAAUGCCCUAGCUGCCAAACAAGCUAGCAAAAUGGGUGAAAUGAAGUCCAAGGAUGACCAGCUGAUGCAGUUACUGGCGGACUGGAACACAGACUACAAAGAUGCUGCCUCGAAAUACAAGGAGUGUCACAUCAAAGUCGAGACCACCAAGGCAGCUGUUGAUGAUCUCGCCCGGUACGGUGGUGCACUUGACAAAGCCAUCAUGCAAUAUCACGGUCUUAAAAUGGAAGAGAUCAAUGCCAUUGUCGGCGAACUCUGGCAAAAGACCUAUCGUGGAACAGACGUCGACACUAUCCUCAUUCGGUCUGAUAAUGAGAAUGCCAAGGGUAACCGGUCUUACAACUAUCGCGUUUGCAUGGUCAAGUCUGGCGCGGAGAUGGAUAUGCGUGGGCGUUGCAGUGCUGGUCAGAAGGUACUGGCCAGUAUCAUCAUUCGACUUGCCCUUGCGGAGUGUUUCGGCGUGAACUGCGGUCUGAUUGCCCUCGAUGAACCCACUACGAAUUUGGACCGAGACAACAUUCGCUCCUUGGCUGUAUCGCUGCAUGAUAUUAUUCGUUCUCGCCAGCAACAGUCCAAUUUCCAGCUGAUUGUCAUUACCCACGACGAAGAGUUCCUGCGGCACAUGCAGUGUGGUGACUUCAGUGAUUAUUAUUACCGCGUUUCGCGCAAUGAGAGACAGAAGUCGAUCAUUGAGCGGCAAUCUAUUGCUGAGGUCAUGUAA
Molecule: messenger RNA, 3846 nt
Organism: Penicillium olsonii
Lineage: Eukaryota; Fungi; Ascomycota; Eurotiomycetes; Eurotiales; Aspergillaceae
Source: the annotation of a GenBank genome assembly